UAGCCGAUCCGUCUGGAGCUUUUAAAUAUAACCGAAUCGGUUAAUAUGCGAAAUAUACAAACAAAACAUGUGCAAACAUUUUCCUUAAGAUAAAGGUACACGGCGGAAGGAUUAGUGAAAGUGAACGGAAAGAGGGAUGAAGAAAUGAGGGCGGGGCGCCGAAGGAUGGGGGUGCAGUUUGAGAGAAAAGGAAAGUAGGAAGGAUUGAAUGGGUGGAAAGAGGGAAGAGGAGUUCGCCGUUGUAUGUAGGAAAAAUAUCCAUUUAGAAGGAAAAAAAGAGCAAUAAAUGUUAAAGAUGCGCUGCAGCAGUCGGAAAGCGGCGCUAAUUUGCAUUUGAUGGAUUGAUCUUUUUCCCUAAAAAGCAGUGCGGAUUGUCCUGUCCGAUUGCUUUAACUGGUAAACUGUGGAGUUGGCAAGCACGGGAUAGCAGAAGAUUGCUGGGGAGAUAUCUGCGGCGUCUGUACGUGAGAGUGGCCGGGCCCUUCAUUGGACAUCGUCCCUCUCUUCCUCCUCCUCCUCGGUGCUCCUGCCUUCUCCGCCCUCUGUCCUCCGGCCUCCAAGAUAGAUUCCCUCAGGAGCAAAGUUGACCUGCUGAAGCUCCCUUUGACCCUCUCCUCCAAGUCCAUCUCUCAGCGCAAGAGCCAGCAGGGCGGCGCCGGAGAACGAGGGACCGGGGGAGGAGGGGCUCGCAAACCCCGCCCAGCGGCCCACAAGGACAGAGACAUGGACACCGAGUCUCAGUACUCUGGUUACUCCUAUAAGUCAUCCCACUCUCGCAGCUCCAGGAAGCACAGGGACCGACGGGAGCGGCACCGCUCGAAGAGCCGAGAUGGCGGCAGUAGCCGUGGGGACAAAUCCGUCACGAUCCAGGCCCCGGGAGAGCCCCUCCUCGACAACGAGUCCACCAGAGGGGACGACAGAGAUGAUAACUGGGGGGAAACGACCACCGUGGUGACGGGCACCUCGGAGCACAGCGUGUCGAACGAGGACCUGACGCGCGUCUCCAAGGAGCUGGACGAGUCGUCGCCGCUGGAGUGCCGGCGCUUCGUGGGCCCGGUGCUGAGCGGCUGUCUGGGCCUCUUCGCGCUGCUCACGCCGCUGGCCUUCCUGCUGCUGCCGCAGGCUCUCUGGGAGACGCUGCACCCCUGCGGCACGCCCUGCGAGGGCCUCUACGUCUCCCUGGCCUUCAAGCUGCUCGUGCUGCUCAUCUCCUCCUGGGCGCUGUUCCUGCGGCCGCCGCGCGCCACGCUGCCCCGCUUCUUCGUCUUCCGCUCGCUGCUGAUGGUGCUGGUCUUCCUCUUCGUCGCCUCCUACUGGCUGUUCUACAGCGUGCGGGUGUGGGAGCCGCGGGAGCCGGAGUACCGCGUGAUCGUGGAGUACGCUGCCUCGCUGGUAGACGCGCUGCUCUUCAUCCAGUACCUGGCGCUGGUCCUGCUGGAGGUCAGGCACCUGCAGCCGGCCUUCUGCCUUAAGGUGGUCCGCACCACAGACGGGGCCAGCCGCUUCUACAACGUGGGCCAUCUAAGUAUACAGAGAGCUGCAGUGUGGAUCCUGGAGCACUAUUACAGCGACUUCCCCGUCUACAACCCGGCUCUCCUCAACCUGCCAAAGUCCAUCCUCUCCAAGAAAAUGUCGGGAUUCAAAGUCUACUCUCUGGGCGAAGAGAACAGCACCAACAAUUCGACGGGACAGUCCCGGGCGAUGAUCGCCGCUGCCGCCCGCAGGCGGGACAACUCGCACAACGAGUACUACUACGAGGAGGCGGAGAUGGAGCGCCGGGUCCGUAAGCGCAAGGCCAGGCUGGUGGUGGCAGUAGAGGAGGCCUUCACCCACAUCAAGCGCCUGCAGGACGAAGAGCAGAACCCCUCGGCCUCUUCGCCCAAGAACCCACGGGAGGUGAUGGACCCACGCGAGGCGGCCCAGGCCAUCUUCGCCCCCAUGGCCCGCGCCAUGCAGAAGUACCUGCGCACCACACGCCAGCAGCCGUACCACAGCAUGGAGAGCAUCCUCACCCACCUGCAGUUCUGCAUCACACACAACAUGACCCCUAAGGCCUUUCUGGAGCGGUACCUGACGCCAGGUCCCACAUUGCAGUACCAGCGGGAGAAUGGCAGGGGGCGCCAGUGGACGCUGGUGAGCGAGGAGCCUGUGACCUCUGCCCUGCGCCAGGGAUGCACCUUCUCUCUACGCCGGCUUGACUUUGCUCUGGUCGUCACGGUGACGCCCCUCCCCUUCCUGUCGCUGGGAGAGGAGUUCGUCGACCCCAAGAGUCACAAGUUUGUCAUGCGCCUGCAGUCGGAGACGUCUGUGUAGGCAUGUCGUUUUGCACGAGGAGACACGGGGAGAUCACUGACUGGCCAGCGUGAUGGAUGCACGACACGUGCAUUAUUAAAAUCUGGCUGCGAAAGAUUCUUCUGAAAAACCAAGGGGAAGUUGAUGUUCCUGAAAGAGCAAAAGGAUCGUAAAGCUAAUCAGCUCCAGUUGCUGGAUUUCCGUUAACGGAGUUCAGUCUUUUACUAAAAUUCAGCAUAACCAAUCGAGGGGGAGUCGUCGUCUCAGCCUUGCCUUUCCUUGUCUGCUCGUCACAAAUGACUUAAAUGUUAAAGUAGCCUGUCUGUCCACUAGGGGCCUCACAGAAUCUGAACCGGGUUGAUCCCACUGGAGAAACGGCACAUUCGUUCCACAGCUCUGCCUUUCUGUCAGUUUUUCGGCGAUAUGUUUCGUUUGUGGGGGAAAGGGGGUUUGGGUGCUUUUGGUAUGUGGAUGGAAGCUGCAUAUGAACCCCCGUUAAAGAUGGUGUGACCGUGUGCUCACGCGCGAGAGCCGUAAUAUGCUUGUAUCCCGUAGCUAAGCCUGUCUUUGUUAUAUGGACGUAUGGACUCCUGUGCUCGAGUCGUACUUAAAUGUCCUUUCUGACGCACGUCUGUGUGUCUGCGCCUGUGAAUUCCCCCCCCCCCCCCCCCAACUAUGCCUGUUGCCUCCCGUUACGGAGGAGCACUGCCUUUCUAACAUGUAAAACACUAGAUUUGGUGACUACUUGUGUAACUUCUCAGCUAACUUCGUAUUAUUAUUAUUUUUUACAUUUUAUCCAAUGAGUGUGUGGGGAUUUUUAGAAAAAAAAAAAAUAUGUACAUAAGAAUGACACUAAACCGUGCUGAUGGAUCUUUAUCAUGGGACAGUGGCCGACGCCAUUCUCAUUUUCAUGUUUUUAAAACUGUGAUUUUUAAAACGAGUGUCUUUUGCUGAUGCUUUUUUUUUUUGUUUGUUUUUUAUAAACCGUUCCUGCCCCAUACCCUCACUCUGUUUUGCCGCUGGACAUGUGAGUCUGACUCG
Molecule: messenger RNA, 3333 nt
Organism: Paramormyrops kingsleyae
Lineage: Eukaryota; Metazoa; Chordata; Actinopteri; Osteoglossiformes; Mormyridae
Gene: vangl2
Product: VANGL planar cell polarity protein 2
Biological process (GO): multicellular organism development
Cellular component (GO): membrane
Source: RefSeq, a predicted model, not a curated record